CUAACCCCAUCAAUGGCCGCUCUCACAAAUCACAGACCUUCCUUCCUCCCUCAAAUUAGGGUUUCGAAAUUUCGAAUUCGAGCAACAAGAUGCCUUCCAUUCCAGAGGAGCCUCUUCUCGCCCCCAACCCCGACCGCUUCUGUAUGUUCCCAAUCCAAUACCCCCAAAUCUGGGAAAUGUACAAGAAAGCCAUGGCCUCCUUCUGGACCGCCGAGGAAGUCGACCUCUCCGACGAUCUCCGCCAUUGGAACACCCUCACCGCCGACGAGAAACACUUCAUCAAACACGUGCUCGCCUUCUUCGCCGCCUCCGACGGAAUCGUGCUCGAAAAUCUCGCCGGCCGUUUCAUGACCGAAAUCCAAGUCUCCGAAGCCCGAGCCUUCUACGGCUUCCAAAUCGCCAUCGAAAACAUCCACUCUGAGAUGUACAGCCUCCUACUGGAGACCUACAUCAAGGAUUCCGACGAGAAACACCUCCUCUUCCGCGCAAUCGACACAAUCCCCUGCGUCGAGAAGAAGGCGCAGUGGGCGCUCCGGUGGAUCGACGCCUCCGAAUCCUUCGCCGAGCGCCUAAUCGCCUUUGCCUGCGUGGAGGGUAUCUUCUUCUCCGGCAGCUUCUGCGCUAUCUUCUGGCUGAAAAAGCGCGGUCUGAUGCCAGGUCUGACAUUCUCUAACGAACUAAUUUCUCGCGACGAGGGGCUGCACUGCGACUUCGCGUGCCUGAUGUACAGUCUGUUGAAGACGAAGGUGAGCGAGGAGAAGGUGAAGGGGAUAGUGGCGGAGGCGGUGGAGAUCGAGAGGGAGUUUGUGUGCGACGCGCUGCCAUGCGCGCUAGUAGGGAUGAACGGGAAGCUGAUGAGCGAGUACAUAGAGUUUGUGGCGGACAGAUUGCUGGUGGCGUUGGGGUGCGGGAAGGUAUACAGUGCGCAGAAUCCGUUCGAUUGGAUGGAGCUGAUAAGCUUGCAGGGGAAGACCAAUUUUUUUGAGAAGAGGGUUGGGGAGUAUCAGAAGGCGGCGGUAAUGGCGGGGCUCACUGGGAACGGGACGGAGAAUUAUGUGUUCAAGCUUGAUGAGGAUUUUUAAUUUUAAUUAUUAUUAUUAUUAUUAUUGUUAUUGUUAUAUAGUAAUUGUAUUACCUAUUUAUUUAAUAUAAUUAAUAAUUUUAUAUUUUUUUUAA
Molecule: messenger RNA, 1176 nt
Organism: Andrographis paniculata
Lineage: Eukaryota; Viridiplantae; Streptophyta; Magnoliopsida; Lamiales; Acanthaceae
Product: ribonucleoside-diphosphate reductase small chain
Exons: 1
Coding region: 90-1082 (330 amino acids)
Biological process (GO): deoxyribonucleotide biosynthetic process
Molecular function (GO): oxidoreductase activity
Source: RefSeq, a predicted model, not a curated record